GUCAGCAGCGAGAGGGUUCGAAGAUGGCGGCGCGCAAGGGUCGGCGGCGCACGUGUGAAACCGGGGAACCCAUGGAAGCCGAGUCCGGCGACACAAGUUCCGAGGGCCCGGCCCAGGUCUACCUGCCCGGCCGGGGGCCGCCGCUACGCGAAGGGGAGGAGCUGGUCAUGGACGAGGAGGCCUAUGUGCUCUACCACCGAGCGCAGACUGGCGCCCCCUGUCUCAGCUUUGACAUAGUCCGGGAUCACCUGGGAGACAACCGGACAGAGCUUCCUCUUACACUUUACUUGUGUGCUGGGACCCAGGCUGAGAGCGCCCAGAGCAACAGACUGAUGAUGCUUCGGAUGCACAAUCUGCAUGGGACAAAGCCCCCACCCUCAGAGGGCAGUGAUGAAGAAGAAGAGGAGGAAGAUGAAGAGGAUGAAGAAGAGCGGAAACCUCAGCUGGAGCUGGCCAUGGUGCCCCACUAUGGUGGCAUCAACCGAGUUCGGGUGUCAUGGCUGGGUGAAGAGCCUGUGGCUGGGGUGUGGUCAGAGAAGGGCCAGGUGGAGGUGUUUGCGCUGCGGCGGCUUCUGCAGGUGGUGGAGGAGCCCCAGGCCCUGGCAGCCUUCCUCCGGGAUGAGCAGGCCCAAAUGAAGCCCAUCUUCUCCUUCGCUGGACACAUGGGCGAGGGCUUUGCCCUUGACUGGUCCCCCCGGGUGACCGGUCGCCUGCUGACCGGUGACUGUCAAAAGAACAUCCACCUCUGGACACCUACGGACGGCGGCUCCUGGCACGUGGACCAGCGGCCAUUCGUGGGCCACACACGCUCUGUGGAGGACCUGCAGUGGUCACCGACUGAGAACACGGUGUUUGCCUCCUGCUCAGCUGACGCCUCCAUCCGCAUCUGGGACAUCCGGGCAGCCCCCAGCAAGGCCUGCAUGCUCACCACAGCCACCGCCCAUGAUGGGGACGUCAAUGUCAUCAGCUGGAGCCGCCGGGAGCCCUUCCUGCUCAGUGGCGGGGAUGAUGGGGCCCUCAAGAUCUGGGACCUUCGGCAGUUCAAGUCUGGUUCCCCAGUGGCCACCUUCAAGCAGCACGUGGCCCCCGUGACCUCCGUCGAGUGGCACCCCCAGGACAGCGGGGUCUUUGCAGCCUCGGGUGCAGACCACCAGAUCACACAGUGGGACCUGGCAGUGGAGCGGGACCCUGAGGCGGGCGACGUGGAGGCCGACCCCGGACUGGCCGACCUCCCGCAGCAGCUGCUGUUCGUGCACCAGGGCGAGACCGAGCUGAAGGAGCUGCACUGGCACCCGCAGUGCCCAGGGCUCCUGGUCAGCACGGCGCUGUCAGGCUUCACCAUCUUCCGCACCAUCAGCGUCUGAGGCGUCCCACUGGCUCUGAUCUUGCUUCCUGCUUGGAAACUGAAGUCGAAUUGGGCUCCCCUGGAAGGGGUUCAUUCAGGUCUGUUGACUGAGACUGGCCGGCCUGUGGGCUGCCGUGAUGGAUUCUGUUUGACGUAUUGUUCUCUAGAAGGCCUGGCUCUGAUCCAGUGACCCCUCUCACCAAAGAACUCGGUUUAACCAGGGCUCUGUAAGACCACUCCCACCCAGAGACUUGUGUGGCCUGGUGUGGCCUGUGUGUCGGAUUCCUUCCUGUCAGCUGUGACCCAUUUGACCUGUGUCCCCAGAACCCAGUUUUUUGUUUGUUUGUUUGAGACGGAGUCUUGGUCUGUCGCCCAGGCUGGAGUGCAGUAGCACGAUCUUGGCUCACUGCAACCUCCGCCUCCUGGGUUAAAGUGAUUCUCUCAGCUCAGUCUCCCAGGUAGCUGGGAUUACAGGCAUGUGCCACCACACCCCGUUAAUUUUUGUAUUUUUAGUAGAGACGGGGUUUCACCAUGUUGGCCAGGCUGGUCUCAAAUUCUUGAUCUCAAGUGAUCUGUCCGCCCCGGCCUCCCAGAGUGCUGGGUUGGGAUUACAGGCGUGAGCCACCGCGUCCGGCUCAGGACCCAGUUUUGGCUGCUGGUUCCCAGCAGGGGACUCGGGGGAUAUACAGUGGCUGCACCAAAUUGGAGGUGUGGGUUCCUCCAACACAAUUUGCUUCUGCCCGUUGUCUUCCUGCCAGCUGGGUUUGGCCAGGAUUUCUCCGUGUGGGGGCUACAUGCGACCCUCUCCCCUCCUCCCUGACUUUAGAGGCUGGUGCUGUGUCGGGAGGAAGGUCAGGGCUCCUGAGCAGCAAUAAAGGACCAGGAAGAGGCCUGAGGUGUAUUUGAGACUCUGGUCCUUUGGCCACAGCCCUAUGAGGAAACGGGGUGUGGGGGGAGUUUGGGGGUGGGGAGGAAUUUGGCACCAGCUGCCCCCAGGCCGCUAGGCUGGGGGAGGCCACUGGGAGUCCAGUGCAACCCAACCUUCCGCCCACUGGGUGCCGCCGCGUUCUGCCUUCUCUAAGUGUCCUUCCAUCUGGAACUCACUCUGGCUUAGUGAAAGGGGCCUCAUCCCUGACCCCCACCAGCUUAUGAAGGCUUCAUCUCAGGGAACUCUGGACCCCCCAUUUCUCCCUCCGUCCAUCUCCCCUUUAUCACGUUUCUUUCUUUCUUCUCUGUGUCCCCCUCUUUCAGAGUCUCCCGUCCCCCACUGCCAGUCUCCCUGCCCCCUAGUCGCUGUCUCGCUCCUCCGCCGCUGUCUCCUGUCCAGCCUGCCUGGGCUGUGGCCCAGCCGCUCUGCCUGGCUGGCCUCCCUGGCUCCCCCUCUGCGGCUCUGAGCUAGCCCCACCCCCGGCCCCCCUCCAUCCAGCCUCUGAUCCAUCUGUGGACUCCGAGGUCGGGUGCCCGUCACACGGCCCCUGGGACCAAGGACAGACUACAGCCCCUCAGCACCCACAGAGGCUUCCCCUCAGCCCUAGCCGAGGAGCCCCCAGCGGAGGGCAUGGGGGUGGGCCGCCCCAACAGGUACGUGCCUCCAUGCAAGGCACCGCUGAGCCAUCCCCUCCUGCUCUGCUGCGUCGCCCCCAUCCACCCCUGCCCCAGCAUCCCUGUCCUCAGCUUGUCCCCUUCAAGAAGGCCUUGUCUUCCCAUCAGUGACAGGCUCAGCGCCAGGAGAAUCCACCCCCAGGUUCAGUGCCUCCAACUCUCACCCCAUCCCCAUUUUAUGCAUUUUCUCACUGGCUUCCAUCCUUUCAGAGAAACCCUCUCAGUCUGUCUGUCUCUGUCUCUGUCUCUCUCCCCCAUCUCUGUCUCUCCCAUCUCUCUCUGCCUCUCUCUGUCUUCACAAUUUCAUCUCCCCAUGUCGCCAUUUCUUAAAACAUUUCUUUUCUCCUUUUCGUUUUCCCAAUUGCCCUGUCCGCCUCUAUCUUCUCUGUCCCCCUCCAUCUAGGUCUCUGUCCCCCCCUCUCUCUGGGUCUCUGUCCCCCUCUGUCUCUGAGUCUCUAUCCUCUCAAGGUCUCUGUUCCCCUCUCUCUGGGUCUCUGUCCUCUCUCAAGGUCUCUGUCCCUUUCUCUCUGGAUCAAUGUCCCUUUCCUGCUGCCCUCUCUGGGUCUCUGUCCCCCUCUCUCUCAGGGUCCCUGUCCUGCUUGGUCCCUGUACUUUUUCUUGGGGCACCCUCUCAACACCCCUCCUCCUGCCUAUCUCUGCAUCUCUUUGUCUUUCUGUAGUCUCUGCUUUCCAACCUGCUGUCCAGCCCCCACCAGUAGGUGGGGAGUGGUGGGGAACACCCCUGGUUUCGGAAGAGUGAGAGUGUUGAUUUGGGAGGGUGAGGGUGGGGCCUGGGGGCGGGGCUUCUUGGCCUCAGAUUAGACAGUGACUUUGACACGAAGUUGAAGCACCUUAAGCCCUGUAUCUCCUUUAUAUGGAAACAUUAAGCUGCUCUCGCAGGUCAGGUGGAGGAUCCCUUUCCCUCCCGCCCUGCUUUUGCUAGGGGAGGGGGGUGCCCUGAGCCUGAGUCGCAGCCAGCCUGGGAGCUGGGCCAUGUUGGCCGCAGAUGGCCCCCUGGUGAAGGUUCCCGUUGGCUUUGGGAAGUAGACAACGGGUCUGCCUCACGGGGCUGAGGUGGGACUGGAGGAUUUCGAGGGCAGAACUCUGGGAAGGAAAGAAAGGCUUAGGACCCAACCAGCAUUCCCCCUGGCACUGCGGGGGCCUGGCCAGCUCAUGGCGUUCCCUGAGCCUGUUCCCCAACUGUGAAAGGGGGUGAUGAUCUUCACCUCCCGGCAUCCUGAGCGGCCAAGGUGAGCAGUGGGGUCUGAGAGUCCAGUGGGGGCUGUGGGCAUGUCGGGAGCUCAUCACGAGGCCUCGUACAUACCAGGUGUGUUUGAAACCAGAGUGCUCUUGAGAAGACUGUGGUUUGUCACUCGGGCCGUGGCUCCCAGGAGGCCUGGGUGGGAGGCUAGCUUUUGCCACUCCUCUCCCCACUGGCUGAGAGACCUGCGACAAGGGACUAACCUCAGCCCCAGUUGGCUUUUCUGUGAAAAGCCAGGUCCCUUCAUCAAAGGGCUUUGGUGAGAGAUGGGCAAGUGGGGGUGAGAGGCCCAGGCUGGGGCCUGGGGAGCACAGGUCAGUGUCAGUGCCCACCUGCCCCCCCAGCCCACGGGGGUGGUUCCUGAGGGUGGAGUCAGUGCUGAGUGGGGAUCCCCAGGCUGGGGAGGGCUGCAGGUGUAGAUGCUGCAUCCUGAUGUUGACCUCCAGGCCGCCCCCUUGGGCAACGAGCCUAUUUCCCCUUUUUGGGAGAACAGUCUCUAACAUGCAGGGUUGUCAGGGGUGAGAUAGAGUCAAGGUUGGGGUACACUGUGGGCACUGGACACAGCCAGGCUGGUCCCCUCACCUCAGCCUUGCCUCUGUCAAGUGGGCCUAAUGAACCCUCGCGAAUGGCCAGGCUGCCUGCGUGGUUGUGGGAAGCAGGUGCAGGGCUUUGGGAGACCCAGUUGGUGCCAAACUUGACAUUGUCUCAUGGUCUUCUUUCCAAAUGGAGUGUGCCAGGCCCUGCCAAGAAGCCCCUGAGGAUCCCCAGGUUCCAGCACAAAUUAUUUAACCCCUGGAAUGGUUUGUCCUGAUCCAGCCAGUUCCUGGGAAGUUCCCCACCACAGGGCCAAGCGUUUGGUAACGUUGCAGUGAACCCUGAAGGCAAUGAGGGGUGCGGGUCCAUGCCCAGCCCUUUCCUUUGGUCCACCCUGACAGGCUGCUGCGAUUCCCUCCAUUUCUUUUCUUCCUUUAUUUUUUAUUUUUAAUUAUUUAUUUAUUUUUUAGAGACAGGGUUUUGCUGUCUUCCCCAGGCUGGUUCUCAAACCCCUGGCCUCACGCAUUCCUCCUGAGUUGGACUCCCAAAGUGCUAGGAUUACAGGUGUGAGCCACCGCACCUGCCCUCUUUUUUUUUUUUUUUUCUUUAAGAGAUAGGG
Molecule: messenger RNA, 5361 nt
Organism: Homo sapiens (human)
Lineage: Eukaryota; Metazoa; Chordata; Mammalia; Primates; Hominidae
Gene: GRWD1
Product: glutamate rich WD repeat containing 1
Exons: 7
Coding region: 24-1364 (446 amino acids)
Cellular component (GO): nucleus; chromosome; nucleolus
Source: RefSeq, marked reviewed